Punctularia strigosozonata HHB-11173 SS5 is the source of this 2612-nucleotide messenger RNA. RefSeq lists its product as uncharacterized. NCBI's taxonomy places the organism in Eukaryota, Fungi, Basidiomycota, Agaricomycetes, Corticiales, Punctulariaceae. Gene Ontology annotation, cellular component: cytoplasm; TORC2 complex; plasma membrane. Gene Ontology annotation, biological process: TORC2 signaling. The record is from RefSeq and is a predicted model, not a curated record. The coding region runs from base 165 to 2612 and encodes 815 amino acids. The transcript is spliced from 10 exons. Gene Ontology annotation, molecular function: phosphatidylinositol-4,5-bisphosphate binding.
CGGAGUACUCCGUUACAACCCGACAUCGGCGCCACCUGGCACUCAACCACGGCUCGAUCUACCCUACCCAGGCAGACCCGAUAUCGGGCACAAUUGGUGGUGUAGUCGACCUCACAGAAAGAGACCUAGUACUCCUCUUGAGAUCGCUUCUUUGUCCAGACAAGAUGUCCCUGAUCAGUGACACCGACUUUCUCAUACACAACAUCAGGCUCAACUAUCUUCGCAACGUCGAUGACCCGUAUGCCAGGCGCAUCUUGUCAUUCCCCACCAAUCAUGCCCUAAAUCAACAUAUCUUGGCUGCAGGCCUUUCUGACACGUCUCGCUUCCCUGAGAUUCUCGCAACGGCCUCCCCCGAACCAUCUGACAGCGAAGAUCCAUCGUCGCACUCUAUCCGUCCUUCAGGGUUCCCUGGGGCUACGGGACUGAAGUACACUCAGACGAUCUUAGGCCCAACUCGCUCCGGCGCAUUGGGCAUGAGGGUCUCCGGAAGGAGAGGUUCGGUCAAACGAAUCUCUCGCGGCUUAGCAGGCGACGACCUCGCACCUACUACUCGCUCCGAUGAUGGCUCGUCUGUAGGCGGUGCAUCCAAACAUUCGCCCGUGGCUUCCAUCCAUGUCGCGGUGGAAGGGCCUACUCCCGAUGCUACCCCUCUCGCUGCAGUGGGCGUGACGGUAUCAGAGCAUGCCCCCGCAAAAGAUCCUGUAUUCGUCCCGAAGUUCAAGGGUGCUGCGGAAAUGGAAGCACGUAGACGACAGCGGAUGAUGGCUCGGCAGCGUGCGUUAACCAGUCGGACGGGGGUACCUGCAGCCACCGCUCGAGACCUCAACCCGGAUUUGUCCAGCUCAAGCGACUCCAGCGAGGAUGAGAGAGCUCAACCCGUAUCGGAUGAGUCGGAUGAUGCGAUGAGUGAUUUCGACGCCGAAGAUGUACCCGAGGCAGAAGAUGAUUUGGAUGAGGAUGAUUUCGAUCUCGAUUUUAACAACCGUAAUGAACCAUCCGGAAGCGAAUGGGACGCCGCUUCCACCACUUCUUCUGCCCCGGAGCAUUCUCCUCACAUCAACCCUCCUCGACAUCGUCCACGACUUUCCCCUGUUGCCGAAGUAUUUCCGCCGAAAACUUUCCCGAGGGCAACUUCACAGCUCCAUACCGGCUCCACCAUUGACGACUCAGAGCUGUUCAUUAAACAGCGACCACCACCUGUCCCAGUUCACGGGAAGUCAGCGCUCUCUGCCAUGCUUGCAUCCUCCUCCUCCACCACGAAUCCGUUUUCGGAACUAUACGGAGCAGUGUCUGGCAAAGGUGAAACCUCCAGCCAGGCCACCAGUAUCACGGUUUUCUUCCCAAAGUCUAUGUCACCGUCGCGGCCCAUGGAACUGAUGGUCAAACGCGAUGCUACUGUUGAAGAAGUCCUUGGCUUCGCGCUGUGGAACUACUGGGAGGAGGGGUGGAUGCCGAAAUUGGAUAACGGGAUGGAGGGGUGGGCAGAUCGUGAUGGGGAGGACGGGGAGAAGUGGAAGGUCAGAAUGAGUACGGUUGGCUGGAUCAUGCGUAUAGCUGAGGAAGACGGCGAGGUGGAUGAAGAUUUUCCUCCCCCGGAUCGCACAGGAAAGAUUUCGAAGUUCAAUUUCGACGCAUAUGCUGUACUAGAAGCAUCUCCCCAACAAAUUCAGCAGAACAAGAUUCUGGAAAGUAAGAUACAGCGCCCGACUGCUCGGCUCGCCCCUGCGAAGAAGAGGUCGGACGCGUCUACCUCAAACCUUACUCCGAACCAGCACUCGCUUGCGGCAUCUGUAUCUGGCAUCUCUGCUGGUUCUAUGCCGCUGAGCUCGGUUGGCCUAUCCUCCAGCUUGGGUCCCUCAUCUGCGCACGGACCCCAAUUGUUCCUCCGCGUAAGAGUGGCAGACGCCGUCGAUUCAGUUCAUGUCUCCACGACAAUACCUGUCUCUGCGGGAAUGUAUCUCCAAGAAGCAUUGGAGCUCAUUUGCCGGAAACGUCACUUGGAACCGAAAGAAUUUGCCUUACUAAUCGCGCAAGGGGAAAAGAAGAUUCUCAUACCCCUUGACAGGACUGUGGCCAGUUUGCAAGGUACUUCUGACCUAGUCCUUGUCAAGAAGUCGAUGCUUCCCUCCUUCGGCAUCGAUGAACUGAAGAGGACAGGACGCACAACAGACCCCAAUGCAUCGAUCUUCAAGCGCAUGUCCGAAAUUCCUGAACAGCAGCUCUUCGGGGCAGGAGUAGACCUCACUACUGCGUAUAAGAAAUACACAAUAUACAAGAAAACAAAUAUGCUCGUGGGCAGACAAGAACGCACUCUUGCCAUUGAUGGUGCUUACAUCCACAUUAUGCCUUCUUCGGGGCGCGCAAAGGCCGUAUUCGAAAGCGGGAAGACCAUGUCGUACCACAUGAAAGACAUCGCAUGUCAACAAUCAAACAAAUCAUCUUCAACAUUCAAACUUGUUGUUCAUCGUGACGAUGGCAAGAAACGAUUUGAGUUUGAAGCAGAGUCCCCCGAUCUUGCGAGAGAGAUUGCAGAGACGAUCAAAGGUGUACGAGCAUCACUUGAAAGAUCCGGGACUAUCAAAAACGCCCGGCGCAGUAGGCACGUUGGAUGA